Aspergillus caelatus is the source of this 798-nucleotide messenger RNA. RefSeq lists its product as uncharacterized. The record is from RefSeq and is a predicted model, not a curated record. The transcript is spliced from 2 exons. The annotation marks the transcript as partial. NCBI's taxonomy places the organism in Eukaryota, Fungi, Ascomycota, Eurotiomycetes, Eurotiales, Aspergillaceae.
GAACACAAUACAACAGACCCGGGCACAGCAACGCCCUCAACCCACCGUCGGCGCCCUGACCUCUCCACCUUCUUCGCGACCCUCUCCGAAAUAAGCCCCGACGAAGCACGCACAAGAGAACAUGCCGUUCCCGUCCCGCGCGACGUGAGCGCAGCCUUCUACUCCCUCGCCGAAGCCUUCGAUCUGAUGCGCCGCGAGGGUGACCACAGCGUACCCACUUCCGGCGAAGGCAAUAAUGACCUCCUGACGCAGAUGAUUCAGAGCUUGCUGAGCUCGGCCGAGACGCCUCCGCGGGAGGUCGAGGGUGUUAGUGAGGAGUUUUGCGAUGUUCUGGACCGUGUGCCUAAGGCCUCAUUGAAGCCGUCGCAGAGUUGUCCGAUUUGCGGGAAUGCAUUUUUGGAGGACAAGUAUCCACUUGUUGUGCGGUUACCGUGUCAUCCGACGCAUCUUUUUGAUUUGGAGUGUGUGCGGCCGUGGUUGAGGUUGAGGGGCACGUGUCCGCUUGAUCGGACGGAUUUUGCGAAGCAGGAGAGGGAGAAGGCUGAGACUAGGAGGAAGAAGCCGGUUGAGGAUGAUGAGGAAGAGUGGGACGGUAUGUAUGGCUAGAUGGGGGUGUGGUGACGGUUUGUCAUAUUAAUUAGGCUGUGGAGUUCGGGGGUGGUGAUUGUGGGUUUGAUUGAUAUUGGGGAUAAUAUGAUCGUGAUAUGUUUGAUGAUUCAUGAAGGCCAUUAUCAUUGCAUGAUACUUCUGUCUAUCUAUGCUAAUACUCGAUGUGCAAAAGAAAGGACUGAAGUCACU